Glarea lozoyensis ATCC 20868 is the source of this 1110-nucleotide messenger RNA. RefSeq names its product Aromatic compound dioxygenase. Lineage: Eukaryota; Fungi; Ascomycota; Leotiomycetes; Helotiales; Helotiaceae. The coding region runs from base 1 to 1110 and encodes 369 amino acids. The transcript has 4 exons. Gene Ontology annotation, molecular function: ferric iron binding; oxidoreductase activity, acting on single donors with incorporation of molecular oxygen, incorporation of two atoms of oxygen. The record is from RefSeq and is a predicted model, not a curated record.
AUGCGCCUACAUUGUCCUUUGCUUUUAGGAGCGUUCGUGGCAACAGCUUAUGGCCAUGGCAAUCUCGAGGCCCGUAGAGAGUUUCUUGCCAGUCAUACGAACAACCUAAACCACUGCGGAUCUAUAAACAAAGAUUCCGGGCUUUAUCAGCGAGCGAUUGAAAGGCGUGAGGCACUCAUUGAUCACCUCCUAGCUGAGCGGAGACUACAGAGACGUCAAGUUUCCUCUGUCAACACACCUCAUAAAUCUGAUAAGCCUUAUACCGCCUCAACAGCUCCAUCUGUUGUCUUUGCUGGAAAUAAAUCAUGCGUUUUGAGCCCUGAGACGACUGAAGGGCCGUUCUAUGUGACUGGCGAAUCUAUUCGCACCAAUCUUGUUGAUGGGCAAUUGGGAGUACCGCUUCACUUAGAUAUCCAGGUUAUUGAUGUGAACACAUGUCUACCCCUCAACGGCACGUUCCUUGAGAUGUGGUCUGCCAAUACAACAGGUGUCUACAGCGGAGCUCUCGCCAUUCCCAACGGCUCCGGAAUGGGCGACAAAGCCAACCUCAACAAGCAAUUCCUCCGCGGUAUUCAAAAAACAGAUGACGACGGCGUCGUUCAAUUCCAAACAAUCUUCCCAGGCCACUACACAGGGCGAGCGACUCACAUCCACGUCAUCACGCACCUAAACGCCAAAGCAGAAGCCAACAACACAGUCUUCAACACAAAAGUCACGCACAACGGCCAAGCAUUCUUCGACCAAGAUCUCAUCGACAAAGUCGAGAAAACCGCGCCUUACAACACGAACAAACAAACCGGAACCAAAAACGCUAAAGAUGAUAUUCUUCUGCAAGAAGCCGCGACCGCGGAUCCGUUCUUUGAGUAUGUGCUGCUGGGGAGUGAUUUGAAGGACGGGAUUUUUGCGUGGUUUUCUUUUGGGGUUAAUCCGAAGUUGUAUCGGGGGAUUAUGGCUGUGGCGGAGAAUUUAAAGGGGGGUGGGAAGAUGAAGACGGAUAACCCGAAGUUACAGGGGUUUGAUGGGUUGUUUCCGGGGGGUUUCCCGACUAGUUGGCAGCCUGGGUUUGGGCCGAGUCCGACGAUGAAUGCUGUGACGCCGACCAAAAGUUGA